AUGGGUAGUUGGAAUGGAGAAAUUUGGAAUUGGUCUUUUGAUAUUAAUUGUGAAGUGGAGAAUGGGGCAGCCGCGACACAAUUGUUUGAUUUGGUGAUUCUUCUUUCGCCAGUACAAUCUUGUCACUUGAUUGAGGAUUCGUUUGUUAGGUGGCGUAAUUCUUCCGGGUUCACGGUGAGUAAUGCUUAUGAUUCCAUCUUGUCCUUUGACUCUCGGACACCUCCAUUGGACAAUUCGGUUAUCUUAGCCUUUUUUCAUUUAUGGAAGAAAAAAGUUCCUAGUCGUAUUCAUCUUUUUGGUUGGAGAUUGAUUUGGAAUAGACUUGCUUCGAAGGCGGAAUUGGCUAAAUGUGGAAUUAUAUUAGAUCCUAACUUGUUGGUGUACUCUUUCUAUGGUCGGUUUCAAGAGGAUCUUGAUCAUCUUUUUCUUCAUUGA
Molecule: messenger RNA, 435 nt
Organism: Vicia villosa (hairy vetch)
Lineage: Eukaryota; Viridiplantae; Streptophyta; Magnoliopsida; Fabales; Fabaceae
Exons: 1
Coding region: 1-435 (144 amino acids)
Source: RefSeq, a predicted model, not a curated record